AUGUCAAUAUUCGAUCCGAUCGGUUACGUAAGCCCCAUAUCCGUCUUAGGCAAGGCGUUAAUGCAGGAAAUAUGGAGGACAGGAAUCGGUUGGGACUCGCCUAUACCCGUCUCACUCGCACCCGCCUGGCGAUCGUUCAUCGAUAACGUACAACAAUUACGAGACUUAGAGAUUCCGCGACACGUGACCGCAUUUAAUAGGGAGGCAUAUAUGCAUGUUUUUUGCGACGCGAGCGAAAAAAUAUAUGCCGCGGCCGUGUAUUUAGUUAGCAUCAACCCCGAGGGGACUAGAACUUCCGCGUUAGUAGCCGCUAAGGCCCGCGUUUCGCCUCUCCGGGUAGUUAGCAUUCCGAGGAUGGAAUUGCAGAGCUGCGUACUAGCUACUAGAUUAGCGGAAACCAUAGUCAAGGAGUCAGAUUACGUAAUAAAGGACAAGUAUUUUUGGUCUGACUCCAAAACGGCGCUCACGUGGAUACGUUCGGACCCACGUAGGUAUAAAACAUUCGUAGCACAUAGGUUAGCAGAAAUCGAGAACACUACCACCCCCGCCAACUGGCGCUGGGUGCCUAGUGCAGCUAACGUGGCGGACGACGCGACUCGCGGUAUACCUACGCAAUUCGGAGUGAACCACCGGUGGUUCAUAGGGCCCGAUUUUAUACGCAAACCCGAAGAGCAUUGGCCGACCGAAAAAGCGCCAACGCCCGUCGCCGAUACGGGCGAAGAACGCGUUAGCAAACUCGUAUGCUCAGUAGGUGUCGCGAAAAAUAAGUUUGAGUACCUGCCGGAGGUAAGUAGGUUCUCAAAGUUCGUACGACUAGUUCGCGCCACCGCUAGGGUUCUGGUUGCCGCCGAGGUAUUUAAAGCCUCACUGCUAUCUAAGAAAACAGAUACAGAAAUGAAUAAGGGGCAUUUAAAUUUAGCAGAGAUAUUGCUAAUUCGCCGGAGUCAACAUGCUGCCUUUCCAGAGGAGAUUAAGCUAUUGGAAACUGGGCGGCCUCUACCGAAGAAGUCUCCGCUGCAUAAGAUAGCAAUACAACUUGAUAAGAACGGAGUCAUAGUGCUAAACGCUAGAAUUGACAAGGACGUGCACAUACCCGUUCUACACGCGAAGGAAGAUUUCGUCAAGCUGCUAAUACAUCAUUUUCAUGCGCUCUUCGACCAUGGCAACCACGCAACCGUCAUCAACGAGUUGAAGCAGAGAUAUUUCAUUAUCGGGCUGCGCGGUAAUAUUCGCUAUAUAGCGAACAAGUGCCAAUGGUGUCGGACCUAUAAAGGAACCACACUCAAGGUUCCUGUAGGCGACCUCCCGCCAGAGAGGCUCCAGGCGAAUCAACCGCCAUUUACCGCUGCAGCCGUAGACCUGUUUGGCCCUAUGCAAAUCACAAUAGGCCGCCGCCGCGAAAAGAGAUGGGGUGUACUAUACACAUGCCUCACGACACGCGCUGUGCACUUAGAGCUUGCCGCCUCACUUUCGGCAUCCUCUAUGAUACUUUCCUUGCGCAGAAUGAUAGCGCGACGCGGCACGCCUACAGUUCUUUACUCUGACAACGCCACCAACUUUUACGGCGCAGAGCGAGAACUGGCAGAGGCCAAGAAGACGCUGCCCGACACUUUAAAGCCAUUUUUGAUCGAGCGAGCCAUAACCUGGAAAAAGAUACCGCCCGGCAACCCUUCCGCCGGCGGUGCAUGGGAACGGCUCGUAGGCAGCGUGAAAAGGUCACUAAAGGUAACACUCAAAGAGAGAGCACCUCAGGAAGAAGUUCUGCAUACAUUACUGCUGGAAGCCGAGCACAUAGUCAACUCUCGACCGUUGACACCAGUGAAUCCAGACCUAGACAGCGAAGCUCUGACGCCGAACCAUUUUCUCAUCGGGCGAUCGAGCUCAAUGUCACCACUGGGCGUCUUCACAGACGCGACUAUGUCACUCUCGUCAUGGAAGACAGCGCAGACCUUAGCCGACCAUUUUUGGAGGCGCUGGCAGCGAGAAUACCGACCCAGCCUCCUCCCUCGGCCCGGUGCUCAUCAGAACGUGAAGAAACUAUAUGUAGGCGACGUAGUCAUCGUAGCGGACAGCUCCAUGCCACGAGGAACAUGGCCUAGAGGCGUAAUCGCACAACUCUUUCCCGGCCCUGAUGGCCACGUAAGAGUAGCCAUUGUUCGCACCCGCGCAGGUGACGUCCGUCGCCCAGUUUCCCGGCUUAUACCUAUAUACUCCUCGCAAUCAGACGGUGUUGGCACACGUGGGGGAGAUUGUCGUGUAUAG
Cydia splendana is the source of this 2262-nucleotide messenger RNA. RefSeq lists its product as uncharacterized. The transcript has a single exon. Gene Ontology annotation, biological process: DNA integration. Bases 1 to 2262 code for a protein of 753 amino acids. Lineage: Eukaryota; Metazoa; Arthropoda; Insecta; Lepidoptera; Tortricidae. The record is from RefSeq and is a predicted model, not a curated record. Gene Ontology annotation, molecular function: nucleic acid binding.